Molecule: messenger RNA, 6632 nt
Organism: Pomacea canaliculata
Lineage: Eukaryota; Metazoa; Mollusca; Gastropoda; Architaenioglossa; Ampullariidae
Product: protocadherin Fat 3-like
Exons: 28
Coding region: 1319-6181 (1620 amino acids)
Biological process (GO): homophilic cell-cell adhesion
Cellular component (GO): plasma membrane
Molecular function (GO): calcium ion binding
Source: RefSeq, a predicted model, not a curated record
CCAAAAGCGUCACAAAGAAGGUCACGUGAGGAGCGUGUACUUAUGUUUUACUUCCUUGUUGAAUGAAUCGAGUCGGUCACCCUGUAUGCGAGGGCUUUCCAGCCAGAGAAUGUCUCAAGAGAGUUCAUGCUGAAAAAAGACUCACACAACCAGAUGAAAAUUGUUCAAUAAUCAGGUCUUCAUCAUGGUGUCUUCUGGCCCGGAAGUCAGUUUUGCUGCUGUUUCCUAUUGGACACUAAACAUCACCUCGAUCUGCUUUCUUUAUUGGUCCGACAUGGAGGAAUUUAUACAGUUAUGUACAGUUUAUACCACGCUGCUAAAGGACUUCUUUAGUCUUGAAUGUCUGCUGCUAGACUGCUACUCUACAACUACUAACCACACACUACAGCCGGUAGUUACACAACAGUGAAAUCUUCGCCAAAGUAUCCACUUCUUCCUUACCAUCCUUGAUCAUCAUCACCAACCUCUGGAAAUGUGAGUUUAUAAUGAGACGAUCGCUUGUCGGGAUCACACAAGGGAGCUGUAAGUAUGAGAUAAGUAGAGGUAAGUUGGGUAAGUAUUAGUGGUGUGUUAUUGUUUACACUCAAAAUAACCGUUUAGGGUUAAAGGUUAGAUCUCUCUACCCUACGACAUCCUCCCUUCCGUAGGCUGUAUUUGCAGAGUUCCCUCGACAGUCGCGACGGAAACUUUUCAGCAAGUCUCAUCAAUGAAGCCAGCAUCCUCCUCAUCGACAGUCUUAUUAUGGAGAAUGAUAGUCAACUUUCAUCUGUUCAUGUAUGUAUCGUGAAGAAAGUCCUGUCAACAGGUAAGUCCAUCGAUUGGUUUAAUUAAAGGGAAAGAGUGGACUUUUAUUAUUAAAAAGUUGAUUAAAUAGAAAUGCACAGGAAAGUCGAUUUUUUUUCAGCGCUUGAAUGUUACCGAAAAUUUACGAAUCAAUUGAAGUUCAUAAUUUGCUAAAGUAGUCUAGUCUACUAAACAGGAGAAUCCGUACCGUACAAACUUAGUCCGACUUGUCGCAUAUCCGAGAAUCUCGCACACAAAAUCCGCGGCCGGUGACGUCACACGCAAAAACGCGCCUUGAAAUCUCGUGGUUUUCUCGUCUGACGAUGGUGGUUGCUAAAAGCGAUGUAAAGGUGCCGAGUAAAAACCAGGUAAAGACAAUGUUGAUUUGUUCAAUUUGUCUCGAAGGUAAGCAAACUGUUGUGAAGGUCACUGCUGUUUAAACUCCAUUUCUCUAAAAUCAUUUGUAGCAAGUUAAUUAAUUUUAUGAUAGUACCCAAUAAUUUGUUUACGUCGAGUAUUCUAUUUAUAUCCAGAGAUGACGAGUCCCACUACCACUGCGACGCCACUUCAGAACUGUGAGAUGCCGAGACUGAACCUGCAGGAGUCGUGUGGAAAUGAUAGCAAAACAUGGGGGUACUGCUACAAAGAAAACACCGCGUGUGUCUACCCGAAAACAAGAUGGGAUUAUGGCGAGCGGACGUGCCAGUGCGUUCAUGGCACCGUCAUGGUUGUGGACGAUGCCAGCAAUUUCACCUGUGUCGAUAUUUAUCAACUGUUCCGUGAGAACAUCAGCCGUCAACUGGCUUCAGACGUUGAACCCAACAGGGAAGUUUACAGCGGUAGCUUGACCUUCAACGACUUGGAAAUAACCCUAGCAGAUUUCAAGUACAGUUUAUAUCCUUCAGACAGUUGGCUUUCUGUCACCAAGAAUGGUCUCAACUUCAGUGUCAUUACAAACAAACGUUUACCACAGGCUAACGCUGUCUACUUUUUCGUUCUUCGUGUCGAUGUUGAUUCCUAUAAUUAUAGCUUACAUCUUACUGACAUGACAACACUGAAUAUCACGGUCAUACAUACUUUUCUAAAAGCAUCUGAGGUGGGCGUUUUCUUGCUGGACGGUAGCCGGAAAGGGACCAUUGUAUAUGACGUAACUUCCGCUCUCGGCAGUAUCGAUAACACAGACCUGAAAUUACAGACAGAUACUGCUGUCACCCUGUUUGAACUACAGUCCAACCGGAGGAUUGUGUGUGUCAAAGACGUGGACAUUAACAGCAUCAGAAUCAGCUCUGACGCCAUAGGUCAUGUGGUGACUUUGUCCCUGACGUCAUCAGGUCAGGUGGUCUUGGUCGUUAAGGUGGCUGUGAUUGUGGCGAGCACCAGACUCACAAUCCCAGAAAACAAUUUACCGAAUAAAAACGUUGUGACAUUCUCUUCUUUACGGGAAAGUUUCGACAUCGCGGAACAGCACCGCCCUGUUGAUCUUCCUCUCAUCCUGACACCAAACCGCACAGCCAUUCAGCUGACGCGGGGCCUGGACUUCGAGAAAGAUCCAAAGUCCUUUCAGAUUACUGUGUCUCUGCAGUUCCGACCUAGCCCCCAGGUGUCGACAUCAGUAUCCAUUACAGUGGAUGUCACGGACAUUAACGACUCUCCCCCCAGGUUUCUUCAAAGUGUUUAUAUCAUCAUUGCACCCUACUGCUCCGAGAACGGCACACUCCUUGGACAGCUGGCAGUAGAGGAUCAAGACUCGUUGACUCAGACGUUUUCUUUCCAAAUUGUACCUAGCCGAAAUAGCAGUUUGUUCCGGAUUCGAGACUCGGCAGGGAUCCUGGAGGCCACCAAGAAAUUGCCGGAGGAUGCGGGUGCCAAUGGUAUUGUCAUCAACGUGAUUGUCUCUGAUGGCGUCAACACAAGCCCGACACCCACUACAGUAAUCAUCUACGUGUCCAGAUAUGUUCAGGAGUUCGAGCUGGUAGGAGGGAAUUACAGUCUGUCUAUUGUUGAGAAUAUACCGGUGGGAACAGAAGUCUUUAACGCAAGUCUGACCAAUUACACCGGGUAUCAGCUGCUUCCAGCCAGCGUCUUGUACUAUUUCACCAUUAACCAAACGACGGGCAUCAUUCGCACGCGGAGCGAGAUAGACCGCGAGGUGCCCGGGCCGCAAGAAAAUAUGAACGUCGUGGCCUUCCAACAAAACGACGUCUGCAAGCUGAAGACUGUCAGCAAUAUCACGUUAACAAUCCUGGAUGAGAACGACAACCCACCCGUCUUUGACACAUCACUUACUUAUGCUGUCAAGAUUCCAGAAAAUUCUCCAAAUGGGACCUUUGUCUUUAAGUUCAGUGCGACUGAUAAAGAUUACAAGGAGAACGCAACCCUGACCUACAGCAUAACCAGCGGCAACAGUCCUUUCAGAAUUGACAGUGCCACUGGUAAUGUCACUGUCGCUGACUCUUCUCGUCUGGACCGUGAAGUCUUGGACACGCUUCGCUUGGUCGUCACUGUGGUUGAUGGAGGGACUACUCUUCCACCAAAUUUGAGGAAAUCUGCCAGCAUCAACUUGACCGUGACCCUGGAGGAUGUGAACGACAAUGACCCUGUCUUUAAUCAAAGCGUUUACACCGUUAGUGUCUACGAGAACAUCUCGGUCAACUCCAAUUUGACUGUCGUGCGAGCAACAGACAGGGACAUCAACUUCAACGGACAAGUCAGGUACAGUCUUGGUGACGGAGUAGGGAUAGGAUCAUUCGCAAUCGACUACACGACGGGCCAGCUGCGGAACAGGAUGGCACUCGACCGAGAACAGUACGAAUUAUUCACUUUCACUGUCAUCGCUUCUGACCUGGGAAGUCCUCCUCGUAGUUCUUCAGCCACCGUUGUGGUCAAGGUGCUGGAUGUCAACGACAACAUUCCACAGUUCCAGAAAGCAGUAUACCUACCCAACACUAUAGACGAGGGGAUCAGCUGCUGGAACAAGUCGUUUGUCACUGUGACAGCAGAGGACAAAGAUUCUGGUUUAAACAGUGAGAUCGUGUAUUCCAUAGAGAGUGACCUGCUGGUCAUAAACUCCAGCACUGGCGAGGUGACGUGCAAAGCUGCAGGCUUAGACUACGAGAACGUAACACAACGUACAUUCGACGUUGUGGUGCGAGCCUCUGACAAGGGCACCCCGCCCCUAACCAGUACCUCCGUCAUACGGGUAACUGUGCGAGACGUCAACGACAACCCCCUGUCUUCAUCAACUCUCCCUACAACAUCAGCGUGCGUGUGGAGACGUUUAAUACCUUGGACAGCCCUAUCUUCGUGUUUUCUGUGCAAGACAACGAUGUCGCAUAAAAGUUUUUUGGUUAUUAGCGACUCUGGGGAGAACAGUGAGGUGGACCUGAGACUGACCAACCCGAGUACAAACGGCGCGGGGCUGCUGACUGUGAGCAACCUUGUCCUGCGAGUCAACAGGACUGGACGCCCAACGCCAACCAACUUCUCCUACACUGUCAUCGCCACCGACAGGGGGAGGGCACCGCUCAGCAGCUCAGCUUCUGUCUACAUUUAUGUCAGCGACUCUGGUAGUAGCCGUGUCACCUUCGACCCGAAGGACUUCUUAUUUAAAAUUGUGGAAGAGAAAUCUUAUGACGAGUCCAGUGGUAUUGCCAUCGGCAAGCUGACAGCGACUACACUGGCAUCUCCCCCAGUCUUCUCUCUAUUCGGUGCCACCAGUUUUAGUGUCAACAGUUCGACCGGUCACCUGUUCUGUAGCAAAGUGUGGGACAGAGAACGAGACAAAGACUCCGCCGAACUCACCAUCAUGGCCAGGGCAUCGGUUGAGGAUUAUGUUGAUUAUGCCUUGGUGAAAAUCACCUUGCUGGACAUAAACGACAACUCUCCCUCGAUACUAACCAACCCUUCGGCACUAGUUGGGAAUGUGCUUGAAGAUGCUGAGAAGGACACUUUCAUCAUUUCUUUGGAGGCUACGGACCCCGACGAAGGACCAAACGGAACCGUCAUCUUCUCGAUGGAGGGCGGAAUGCCUUUCAGGAUUGAAACCGCAAACACAACAGGAAAAAUCUUUGUCAACGGCUCUUUGGACAGAGAGCGAAAGAAUGAAUAUGUUUUCACCGUCUGGGUGCGGGAUAAUGCGAAGGAACCUAGAAGUGUGUCCGUUAGCGUCACCAUCCUCAUCGACGACGUCAACGACAACGCUCCCACCUUUGUCAAUAUGGAUCCCAUAUUUGUUCCAGAGAACACCUCAAAGGAACAAGAGGUGGGAAUGGUUAGUGCGACCGAUCUUGACCAAGGAAGAAAUGGUAUGGUGACCUACUCCAUUGACAACAGCAGUGCAUGCCCAUUAAAAAUUCGAGCAGAUGUCGGGACCCUGUUGUUGCGAGAAGAUUUAGACUACGAGACUGUAAAGAACUACACAUGCAUCAUUGAGGCCUCAGACCAAGGUGACCCCAGGCUGUCCUCCACCGCCAACUUCACCAUCCUCGUCACCGACAUCAACGACAACGCUCCCGUCAUACAUAGCGCCGUCAGAAGCGUCAACGUGACACGUGACAUCGAGGUGAAUUACGUCCUGGUGGAGUCGUUGAACGUCACUGACGCGGACUUCGUAUCCAAGGGCGCGAUCUCCUUCUAUUUUGUCGAUCCUGCGAACCCAACUGUUCCGGUGGAUAAAGAUACGGUGACCCAUUCGUACUUCAACAUCAACCCUGCUACUGGUGCUAUCAGUAUGAAAAGCUCCAUUAGUAAUUUUCCGGAAGACGACGUCAUGCUGACCAUUGCCGCUAAAGAUUAUCCUCCCAAUCAGCCCACCCUCUGGUCUAAUCCGAUACAGAUACAAGUACACAUUUUGGACGCCAGUACAAAACCUAAGUUCAAUGAUAUCGACAGCAUCAACAUCACCGAGGGACCUCUUAUCUUACCAAGGGUUCUCACUCGAGUCAGUGCGUUUGUUUACGAAAACAAAGUCAGAGUCGAUCCUUGUAAUUGUUCUUACUCCAUUAACAAUACAGAACUUGGAAACGGCUCAUCGUUAAAGGGGACCUUCAGCAUUAACGCCGUGUCAGGGGAAAUCACUCUGAAUGCGUCUCUGGACAGAGAGGCGACUGGGAACAUCAUAUUCAUCACACUCUUUGCCUCUGACUUUGGUUCCCCUCCCAAAACUGGCAGUGCCACUCUCAAUGUCAGCGUGGUGGACAUCAAUGACAACAUCCCUAAAUUUAGCACGGACUCUUACCAAAUAACGGUGACCGAGUCUUCUUGCAGCGCAGACCAAGUUCUGUACAACAUCACAGCACACGAUGCUGAUGAGCCACCAACAACAUCAUCGUGUACAGCCUCCGUCAGUUGUCUCCAGACACACCGCUUGUCAAGAUCGAUAACUCGAGUGGCCAGCUGAGCCCAAUUACCUCCCUGUGCCUCAAUGACACAGUUAUUACAGCAAUAGCGACAGCAACCGAUCUGAUGGAUUCGGACAAACAGAGCUUCGUUCCUCUGAAGAUCAGCGUGAAGGUGAACGAUCCUAAUCCAAACGCCCCGGAGUUCCUGAAAAAAUGUAUCAGAUUAAUCUCACCCUGACCGAGACUAAGGACACCAUCUUCACAAUCCCUGACUUUGAAGCCAAAGACAAAGACGAAGCUCAAAACAUCACCUACUCCAUCGAGAGCGGCAACUGCUUGGACCUGUUCGAGCUCAACAACCAAACACGUGAGUUCAAACUCAAGCAUCCUAAUUGUACUACAACCAUACCCCCGAUGGUCAACCUAAGUGUCAAGGCUACAGACUCGGGAGACUUCCCUCUGAACUUCAGGAAAUCGGGGAAUACAAUGGUGCAAAUAAAAAUUGUCGAG